AUGGCCUCUGGGGAUGUGGCAACAGGAAUGAUCAUUUUAUUACAGAUGACGGUUGGAAUUCUGGGGAAUUUCUGUCUUCUUCACCAUUAUCUCUUCCUUUAUUACACAGGAUGCAGGUGGAGGAACACAGAUUUGAUUUUUAAGCACUUGGUUGUAGCUAACAUCCUAGUCAUUCUCUCUAAAGGAGUCCCCCAGACACUGGCAGUUUUGGGGUUAAAAGAUUUCCUUGGUGAUAUUGGAUGUAAACUGGUUUUCUAUGUUCACAGAGUGAGCAGGGACGUGUCCAUUGGCACCAUCUGCCUCUUGAGUGUCUUCCAGGUGAUCACAAUCAGCCCCAGGAACUCCAAGUGGGCAGAGCUUAAAGUGAAAGCUCCCAAGUACCUGGGCACCUCCACCAUCUUCUGCUGGGUCCUGAAUAUGAUGCUAAAUAUUACAGUUCCUGUGUAUAUAACUGGAAAAUGGAGCAACAAAAAUACCACAAAAAAACACAAUUAUGGAUACUGUUAUACUCUACAUUAUGAGAACAUCACAGACUCACUCCAUGUAGCACUGAUAUUAUUACAUGAUGGUUUCUGUUUGGGGCUCAUGAUCUGGUCCAGCGGCUCCAUGGUUUUCAUCCUGCACAGGCAUAAGGAGCAGGUAAAAUACAUACAUACAAACAAUCUCUCCCACAGAUCGUUGCCUGAGACCAGAGCCACCCAACGCAUCCUUGUCCUGCUGAGCACCUUUGUAUCUCUGUGCACUCUUUCCUCUAUCUUUCACAUUUGUUUGGCUGUUUUAAAUAAUCACCAUCUGUGGCUGGUGAAGCUCUCUACAUUCAUUGCUGCCUGUUUUCCAACUAUAAGCCCCUAUAUUUUCAUAAGUCAUGACUCCAGAGCAUCCAGGCUCUGUUUUGCUUGA
Molecule: messenger RNA, 900 nt
Organism: Diceros bicornis minor
Lineage: Eukaryota; Metazoa; Chordata; Mammalia; Perissodactyla; Rhinocerotidae
Product: vomeronasal type-1 receptor 4-like
Exons: 1
Coding region: 1-900 (299 amino acids)
Biological process (GO): G protein-coupled receptor signaling pathway
Cellular component (GO): membrane
Molecular function (GO): pheromone receptor activity
Source: RefSeq, a predicted model, not a curated record